Sycon ciliatum is the source of this 1898-nucleotide messenger RNA. RefSeq names its product purine nucleoside phosphorylase-like. NCBI's taxonomy places the organism in Eukaryota, Metazoa, Porifera, Calcarea, Leucosolenida, Sycettidae. Gene Ontology annotation, molecular function: purine-nucleoside phosphorylase activity. Bases 219 to 1079 code for a protein of 286 amino acids. Gene Ontology annotation, cellular component: cytoplasm. The record is from RefSeq and is a predicted model, not a curated record. The transcript has 5 exons. Gene Ontology annotation, biological process: nucleoside metabolic process.
UGUUGACUUUUUCAGUUUUGUGUGAAUGGCACGUCCAUAGGCAUUAUUAUAGUACAGGGCAUGGGUAAUAUUUUGUUCAAGCAUCAAUAGUUAGUUCUACACCUGAUUUCCGGCAGUGCUCUGGCCUGGAGCUAUUUGUAUCAUUGACAUUUAGAUCAAAGAAGACGAAACACCCUUCGAUUGUCUAACGCUUAGACGAGGAUUGUCAGCUACCCAAAAUGGCUUCCGAGGCUGCUCCAUCGCAUGCUGACUUGGUGAAGAUCGCCGAAAACGUCCAGGGCAGAACCAAGUAUCGUCCUACCAUUGGUAUCAUCUGCGGUUCGGGGCUGGGUGGUCUGGCGGAUCAGGUUUCGGAGGCUGAGACAUUCGACUACAAGGACAUCCCCGGCUUCCCAUCCAGUACAGUGCAAGGUCAUGCCGGCAAGCUUGUGUUUGGCAUGCUGAGUGGUCAGCAGUGUGUGUGUAUGAAGGGUCGAUUCCAUCCCUACGAAGGCUACCCUCUGUGGAAGGUUAUUUUGCCCGUGCGUGUUCUUCACUUGCUGGGUGUGAAAACGUUGAUCGUGACCAAUGCUGCGGGUGGCCUGAACACGGCGUUCAACAUUGGUGACAUCAUGAUUAUCAACGAUCAUAUCGACAUCGGGUCUCUGGCUGGGAACAAUGCGCUUGUUGGACCCCACGAAGAACAGUAUGGUGUACGGUUUGUCAGCAUGCAAAAUGCUUACGACAAGGAUCUGCGUGGCCUUGCUCAAUCCGUGGUCCAAUCUCUCGGGAUGGUGGAUUUUGUUCGCGAAGGCGUGUACGUCAAAGUUGGCGGUCCGUCGUAUGAAACUCCUGCUGAAUCGCGCCUCCUUCGGCUGCUGGGAGCUGAUGCUGUGGGUAUGAGUACUACGCCGGAGGUCAUCGCUGCACGGCAGUGCGGUGUGCGAGUCCUGGGCAUUUCUCUCGUCACCAACAUCGUCAUCACCGACACCAACUUGACGGGCGUCGGACCCACCCACGAGGAAGUGCUGGAGACGGGCCGGCGUCGCGCCAAGGACAUGGAGAACCUUGUCAAGUCGUUUGUCGCCAAGCUUCAGUAAUGGCCAUCGUGUAUUAUAAUACUGAAGUCGAGCUGUUGCAGCAGCAGCACUUGUAGCUCUAGGGCCGAUAGACCCCUGAACAUACCUCCACUCAAUAGUCAGCUUGUCUCCUGCAUUUAUACCUUCAGCAAUAGAGCUGGUCAGCUUAUCUCCUGCAUGUAGCAAACAUUUGGAAAAAAAUCAAAAAGUGUAUUGCACAGGCAGUAUCGGUACCCUGUCUGAACGCCAGGAAAUAACUUCCUGCACUGGAAUGUUUUUUUAGUCUUAGAUUUUCUCACUUGCCACCCUUAACCUUUUACUCAAACACUGGCGUCUCCGUCAAUUUUUAUUAUAGUCUAGUUUGGUUAAUUUCAGGGUGCCCGGUUCAUUUUACCUUUAUGCCAGUAUUUGCAGUUUGUGUACUGUAUUUCCUUUUUUAGGUUUUAAAAAUGUUCAAAAAUUUGUCAAAGGACUGUUUGUUAUGUAUAGAAUAUGCACCUUUUUGUUGCAAAAAUCGAAAAAAGUUGAUUUAGGGAUAUUUCUUAUUCAAAACUUCAAAAUUGCAGUGCACUGGCGCCAUGGCUGGCUCUGAAUUAUGCACAUUGCUCUUUUCUUUCUUGUUGCUUGUUUUGUUUUAUUUGUACACUGUUGUUCUUCCCUUAGAAAUGUCGUGACUAACGUUGUGCCUGUUUGUGUGGUGAUACACACACCAUCCAUCCUGCAUUUGCAUACACUGCACAAUGGGAAGCGCCGUUGCGCUGGUUUAGUUCGCUCGCGAUUUGCUAUGCACAACCAUUUUCCACCAGCAAGCGGUUGCGAUUGGAGUCCAUUUCAAUUUCA